GGAACAUAUUUUAGUUAAUUAUGUAAGUAGAACAUAGUUAUCGUGUCACAUUAUUAAUUAUUUAUGAGUUAUAUACCCUUAGAUUUCAUAUUGUAUGUUGUUUCCUGAAAAUAAGUAUCGAAUUAAUAUGUUUAUUGUAUGCGAGUACACAUGAGUAGAGAGAAAGAAAGAGAGAGAAAGAAAGAGAGAGAGAGAGAGAGAGAGAGAGAGAGAGAGAGUGAGAGAGGGGAUAGAGUAUAAUGCGCAUGCGCGGCGAGAAUCGUUUCGUUCCCGAACGGUGGGCAUGACGCCAUUACUGUCCCGUUGGUACCGGCUUCAAGCAGGAUCUGUAUCGCUGUCAUUAAUUACAGAUUUUCAAGAAUUCUACUGUGGAAAAGAGCAGAUUUUCAAGAGAUCUACUAGUGAAAAAUAGGAAAUUUGAUGAAAAGAAUUUGUUGCAGUUCUAUAUCAUACAUGUAAGUUUAAUUUUUUAAAUAUAUAAAGCCAGGUUUAAUAUUAUUAGAUAAGUAGCAUAUAGUGCGUUUAAAUAUAGAAUAAUUAUAAGCAAAAGACUAAGUCUCGUUAGUUAUAAGUUUUAUAUCCAGAGUUGUUACUGGUUAGUGCUAUUUAUAAAAUUUUGCACUCAAUCGACUUUGACAGGCGACGAAAGUUUUUUUUCCCAAUAAAUAAAUAUUGCACCUUUCGUUAUUUAAUCUUAAACUCUCUUAUAUUUGGCUAUGGUGAAGGAAGUUUUCUGUUCAACUGUGCUCGAUAUGAAGAUAACUAUAUGUUUUUUAAUGCAAAUAAAUAUAUAAUUAUUAAAUGUACCCUGUACCUAUAUGAACAAUACAGGUCUUCAUUUCAUCCAUGGAAUCCAAGAGAAGAAUUAUAAUAUAACAACAUUACUUUAGAACAUAUAACUUUAAGUUUAUAGAAUUAAAAUAUUAAUUUGAUUAGAAUAAGAUUACAUACAUUCUUAAGUAUUUUAACUGUUCGGUGUACAAUUAAAUUCAUAUGAAUAUAAAGAUAAGAUUACUUCUACAAACCUCAUGAUAAAUGUAGUUGUUUUAUACUUUAACAUUAGAUUACCAUGACAAGUCAGACUCUUCAUUUGAAGCUAAGAGGUUAAUUAAUAUAUAGUAUUAGCAUUAUCGACGUAAAUCAUCAUUAUAAAUUCUCUUGUUAUAUGUUGUAAUAUGUGUAUGUAAUUUAUAUUGUAUAUUUACCUAUAUACCUUCUUAUAAUGUUUAUACUUUCUAAGAUGCACAUAAAGUACUACAACAUAUAAUGCACUUAUAAUAAAUAUAUUGUAAGUGGUAAUAAAUAAAAAUAGGUUAGGUUUAUUGUUGAUAUACUAUAUAUAUCUGUAUUCUUGUAUAAAUUUGUGUUCAGAGAGUUUAGAUAGGGAAUAGAUUAAGUUUAUUUUAUAAUUAAUAGCAAGAAGGAUUGUUUAGGAAAGAUUUUUUAUAUUAUAUUUUUAAACAUUUCACAAAUAUUUCAUAUACAAAGUGUAAUGUUUAAUGAUUAUUUAGCAUCUUAAAAUUCAAUAUUUAUAUGUCCUUUAAAACAAAAUUUGUUUUUCAUUUAUUAGAUUUAAUUUAGAAUUUUUUAAUAUAAAAUAAAAAUUUUGUUCCUCGGUUGGUCUCGAACCGUGGUCAUUUAGGUAUCUCGGAUUUUCCAAAUUCAUAAUUGGGCUUUGGAAAUCAAGAUCCAUUUAAGUGAUCUAGGAUCAAAACCCGGUGAGGUAUUUUGAAAUUUUUUUUUUUUUUUUUUUAUAUCAGAUAUAAAUACAUAUAGACAGAGGGAUAACAUAAGAUUGAUUGACGGAGAAUAUUUAUUACGAGAAAUUAAUAAUUGUAGGGUUACAAUAUAUAUAAAACAAAUACAAAUAUACAUAUUAUUCUUUUAAUUAAUAAUCUUUAUUUAACAUAUAAAUUAAGAUAUAUAAUUUUACAGUGUACUUAUAUACAGCGUUAGAAAAUAAUUCUUACUAUCGAUAAUAUAUAGGUAAUACUCGUAUAUAUUAUAUGAUAUCGUUUAUUGUGAAAUUAUGUUAUACGUUUCUAUAGUUGUACAGUUGAAAAGGAGUUUGACGUUUAUAUUUUAAAAACAAUAUACCAAAUCUUGCUUUCGUAUUACUGAAAAAGAAACAAUAGGGCGCAUCAUUUUGGUUGUGGAAAACACAAACAAUAGUGAUGGUCAAAUACCUCAGUAUUGCACCCUGCGGCGAUGAACUUUAAUCGUCCGUGUCGGUAUGUAUUUCUAUACAUAGUCAUUAUUAUGCUUUCAGUAGAGAGUAAAACAGCAACUAUAGAAGGAGGCGUUAGAAAGGACGAAGAGAAGGCACGUGUAUAUCUUUAGGUGUCGUGAGGGAAGUCAACAAGCGACAAGAUUGUUGCAUAAAUAUUCAAUGAGAAGUAUUACUGAUAUAAUGGUCUUCGAUGAUGGAGGUUAAAAUAUUGAAGGAAAGAAUCGAGAAGAAUAUUUAGCGUUUCGGAAUCCUUGGAGGAGAAGAAUAAAGGAUAUAUUUGUGAUGUUCCGAAGAGAAUCCGCAGUGGUAGCUGGAAAGUAACGGGAAAGGAUCGGGUCUUUCCUCUUGAGUGGAGCAGAAGCGCGAGAUAAAGGCAUAGCACCAGUAACAUGUAGUAAAAGAGAAGAAGGAAGAAGGCCUUCCCUAAUACAAUCCCAUCCUUAAAAGCAAUCAUAUUGAUUAAGAGCACCAUCCUUGCCGAAACACGAGCUGGCCGGUGUAGUUCCUGUUUAUUUAUCCCCUAAAUUGCAGCGGAGCAAUUACUAAUACGUGGAUAAUCGAGUAAUUAUUAUAAAAGCCUAGACUCUCGAUCAAUCACUAGGUGCUGAUAACGCCGAUAACUAUCUAUUUCGAGAGGCUAUGACACUUGAAAGACUGCGACAAGAAAUUGGGUUUAUUUAAGAAAAGAUUUCCGAAGGUCAACUGGUCAUCUCACCGCACUUCGUCUUCGAGAAGCUCUAGCAUUCCUAGUAGGGUUGCCUGGAGAAAGCACCUAAGUCACUAGGACACCUAAGUGCUGAGGGAAAGCAUCGAGUCGUUACACCUGGCGCGAAAGCACUAUAAAUCGUACAAAGGUGCUGUGAUUGGUGCGGAAGUGCUCAACACUGACGUGAUCGUGCUACAACUUCGAAAAAAGUCUGUUUCGACGAGCGUGCGCGUCUCGUCCUGUGCAGUUUUCUCCAUGGAAGAACGGGGUAGGAAGAGAGUAGGAGGAUGAGAAGGAACGAUGGAGAGAAGAAGGAGGAAGGGAAAGGGUGAAAAAGGAAAGGGGAAGAAAGAGGAAAAGGAAUGGGAGGAUGAGGACAAGGAUAUAGGAGGAGGAGAGGAAGAAGAGAGAGAGGGGAAGAACGAAGAGAGUAGGAGGAGGAUAGGGAGUUCUGUUGGAAGAGUAGGAAGAGGAGGAGGACGAGGAGGAGGAGGAGGAGGAGGAGGUAGAGGUAGAGUAGUAGGAGAGGACCAUCAGGAUCCCGAUCAGUUUACCGGCAUCUCUCAGUCUGUACGGUCACGUCCGGUACGCGUGCCGCGUUCCUCCAAUCACGUGUGUUCGUUUACCAUGAGCAACAAAUUUUUAUCUGCCCCAACCUGAUGUGCUCCUCAUGCUAAUCAUUAUUGUUGUCGACGUUUCGCGAGAGGCCAACCACGACAUGUUCAAAUUUACAUGGGAAAAUAUUCGAGCUAGUAAAAUCGUCCUACCCUGUUUUAAAUCAUUGGCCGGAUAUGUCAGCUGAAGGGCUCCGUGGUGGGUCGACGAGGAAAGGAAAAAAGGGAAACGUUUCGACGUGCCGUCGUCGUGAGUACUACGGCGGCCGCGCAUUCUCCCACACCUCAACGGUUACUACACCCAGCGGAAGAUUUAAACUUGAAUCCAUGCACGUGGCAAAAUGGUAGAGACGCAAAAGGCCCUGCUAUUAGUAGUACUGGCUGUUCUGGCCUAUCCAAACGAUAUUUUUGGAGGUGCUUAUCAACCGGAAUUUGCUGGCCCCCUUACGAAUUUAACGAUAUCACUUGGAAGGGAUGCGACCUUCACGUGUCUAGUCAAACAUUUAGGAGGAUACAGGGUAGGCUGGGUGAAGUCCGACACCAAAGCGAUACAGGCCAUUCACGAUCACGUAAUAACACACAACAAGAGAAUUUCGGUGUCUCAUAGUGAUCAUACCAUAUGGAAUCUUAAUAUAAAGGCUGUCCAAGUAGAAGACGAGGGUUUAUAUAUGUGUCAGAUUAAUACAGAUCCGAUGAAAAGCCAGACAGGUAUGCUGUCAGUCGUAGUACCACCUGACUUUGUAUCAGAAGAUACAUCCAGUGACAUUAAUAUUGGAGAAGGUGGUCAGGUGAAGUUAACGUGCCGUGCAAGAGGCAUACCCCGGCCCCGCGUAUCCUGGCGUAGAGAAGACGGCAAGGGUAUUAUAAUUCGGGAGCCAGCAGGAAGUGCUUUGAACCAGAAGUCUCACGUAACAACUCAAACCGAAUUUUAUGGGGAGGAAUUAAAGUUAACGAAAAUCUCGAGAGCCGAAAUGGGUGUUUAUUUAUGCAUUGCUAGCAAUGGAAUACCACCAGCAGUUAGCAAAAGAAUUUCUAUAAACGUUCAUUUCCCUCCUGCUAUUCAUGUACCUAAUCAACUAGUUGGAGCUCCUUUAGGUACUGAUGUAGUCUUGGAAUGCUACGUCGAAGCAUCUCCUAUGUCGAUUAAUUAUUGGAUAAAGGAAAAAGGAAUGAUGAUAAUAUCCAGUACGCAACACGUAGUCGACAUGAUCGAGAAGUCUCCGUUCGAAGUACGUAUGAUCCUGACGAUAAAGAAUCUUCAGAAACACGACGUGGGAACGUAUCUCUGUGCAGCGAAGAAUUCUCUUGGCGAGGUUGACAGCACGAUUCGUUUGUACGAGAUACCUGGACCAGCUAAAACGGAACUAGCUACUUGGGCUUCCUUCUACGAUGAGACUAAUAACAAGAUCCCUUAUGGUCAAACGGAGAUGGAUAAGGCGGAAAAUAAUUCCGUUUAUAUGGAAAACUCUCUUCUUCACGGUUCAAACCACGCACGCCUUCCUCCGACAUUAGCAACAGCUUUACCUACCUCCGUCAAAAUCGACAAAAAACGGCCGACUAUGAACGUCUCUUCUUAUGCCACCGAUCUUACCAUAAGACAUAACGCUUUAUUUUUAUUAUUAUUAUCAUUUUCGAUCACUAUGCCUCGGUGGUCACAGUGAUGACGAUAUGAUAAUGAUGAUCGAGAGACUCGAACUAAACCAAGCUGAUCGUUUAGUUUUGUCGUUUUAUUCGAGAUCGAUCGAGUGAAUAUUAUUGACAUUAUGUCCGACAUCAUUAUUCAUCCUGAAAAAAAAUUCUUUUAAUAGUUUAGAUGCUGACGAAAUUUUCUUAUCGUCGUCGUCUUCCUUGAUACAUCAACUCUACUAUGGAUUUUCAUCAUGGAUAUAAGGCGCUUCGUAUUUAUAUAGAUUGAAUUAGAGAGAGAGAGAGAGAGAGGGGAAAAAGAGAGAAAGAAAUAGAGUUGAUGAACAUUUUAAUAUCCAUAUAAAAUUUCAUCGCGUAUGUAUGUAUGUAAAACGCGUCGCCUUGUAUCAUAUAUCAAAUUCGCGUUUUCAUCGAGUUCUAUACCGACAUUUACGAAGAUCAGAAAGUUAAAUAAUCGCAUAGUCUUUUAAAUUUGUUUAAAUUAUAUAGGUAUAGCCUGUAGUAUCGUUAGUUUUUAUCAGAUCUGGGCAUUAACAAAAUUUAUUAUUAUUUCUUAAUCGCACUUUUAAUAAAAUUCAAAGUUUUAAAACGAAAAUUUUAAUAAUUUUAAACAAAUUAGACAAAUCAUUGAAAAUGAUUUUGUUUGAACGAAAUGUUAUCUUGAUAUACUUAAUUUAAAUAUACAGUUUGAGAUCAAAAGUACUUAGUUGAUUUUAAGAAUCAAUUACUCUUUUGCGAGAUUUUUUAUAGACUAAUUUUCUUUUUCAAAUUGUAAAACUAGAUGCUUAACUACAAGCUUAAAAUAUUCUCGGAAAAGAGUAAUUGAUUUUUAAAAUCAUUUAGAAACUUUUAAUCCUGUAUAUAAAUGGUUUCUUUACUUUUUAUAUUUAAAUUGUUUAUAUGAUCACAAAAAAAGGAUAUCAGUUUUUGAGAUAUUACUUAAACUUCUUUUGUGUUUGAAACAAUAAAUAUGCCCAGAUCUGGCUUCGACGAGAGACGAUAUUGUUUUCUGCGAGAAGAUGGUGGAUAGCUUCUCUGGAAGAGUAACCAAAGACUGAAGAAAGCGAAGAGGAAGAUCUAUUAAUUGUCACUCGAAAACACUUUCACCGGUUGACGAUACUUUAGCAUUUAAAAAAAAAAAAGAAACAUUUUUCCGUGGUACACCAAUCUCUUGAUUUACGCGAAAUGUUUGUUUUCCAUGCAGUUAUUUUUUACGCGGAUAAAAAUCGUCUAAAAUGAAAUCUGCCAGUAUGGAAAAAAAAUACUACAGAGGAAAGCCAGUAUAAAUUAUAAAAAUAUUUAUUUUUCAUAUAGGUUCAUAUAAAAAAAAAAAUUAUAAAAUAUUCUGCAAAACGUAAAAUAAAUUUUAUUCUUUGUCGCGGUAUCGUACUUCGUAUCGAAUUUCAAAGCAAUCAACGUUUUCUUUUUCAAUUAGCUCAAAGUCAAAGCACUCGUUAAAAAUCUUGUCUUUAUCGUACAUUAAAUACAUUAAAUUGACAACGUAGUAGAAAUUCAAUAAAAAGUAUAGAAGAAUAUACGUAUGUAAUCUUUGAACGGGGGAAAAUAGAUCGCGUAUAAACGUACCGUGUAAAUUUAAUAUUAAUGGUGGUUUAAUUUACAUCUAUAAAGAAAGCCGCGUAAAUCAAGGAACGAGGGUGUAGUUUCAAAGUAGACAUAAAAUGUUUAAGAGAGAAAUCACCAAUAGAUAGACAGUAAUCGGCAGUUUUUUCGUUCCAUUUUAGAGAGCACCAAUAGUUGAUUUGUAAGAGGAAAAAAAAAGAAUUGUAAGAAAAAGAAGGGAAAAAAGAAAAAAGUAUCAUCAUCGUCACCAGUGAAGGGUGAAAAGGGAAGAGGGUGGCUGUGAGUAAUGCGUCGAAGUGGACGCCAUAAUAUGUCAGGGUAACUUUAGGAUAACUUUAGUACUUUCGAGCUACUUCCAACGAAUGUGUCUCAUUCUGAGUGUAGAUAGUUUUUAACGUUCUCUUUUCUAAGUUUAUCGAAAAAAAAAAGAAAACGAAAAACACCAAAAAAAAAUAGUCAAAAAAUAGGUUGAUGUGCAACAAGGCAAUAUAUUGAACUUUUUUUAUUUUUUUAUUUUUUUGAAAUAAUUUUUUUAAAAAGUAGCCACGUUGAACGUCAUUAAAAAAAACAUAUCUUUGUAUAUCUCGGCUUAUAUUAUAGUAUUAUAUACGCGGUAUGUAAUAUUAUAGUAUAUACAUAGUAACUAUGAUUUCAACGACGACAGAUAUGUGACAGUAAGUAAAGUGUCUUUUUCGAUGCUUAUCUAUACAUCCAAAAAGAAAAAAAUCUUUCUUUCUUAUCGUCAUCGUCGUUGUCGUCGUCGUCAUCAUCAUCGUUGUCGUCGUUAUUGUUAAUGAACUAUGUUCGUUAAAUCAAAUGGAACUCUUGUCUGACGUAUAUGAAAAGUUCAUUAUAAUGAUCAACAUUACUCGUGUAAACCCCAAACUACAUAUAAUUACAAUUAAAUAUAGUUAUACGUAGAAUUUUUGUCGAUGUGCGAUUGUAAGGAUAAAAACAUAUUUUCAAUGAAUGCUUGUAACUCUUUAAGAGUAAACAAAAAAAGGCGUACACUUUAAUAUGUGUGUAUGUAUGUGUGUAUGUAUAUAUAUAUAUAUAUAUGUGUAUGUAUGUAUAUAUAUAUGAUUACCUAUAUAUACGAAAUAUCAAUCAAGGAUUAACUUGUUUCUUUUCAUUUCAGUUUAGAAAAAAUUAUUUCUUAUCGCGAAUCUCAUUAUGAGAAUCGAUCGAAUUAGAAACAUUUAUUAUGAGAAAAAACAAAAAAAGAAGAUAUCCCAUAACAGAAAUACAGGAGUGAGCCAAAAAUUUUUGGAUGGACCAAAAGUGAUUUUUAAUGUCAAUUACUCUUUUUCGAGACUUAAUAGGCUCCUUAUAAGGCUUGUAAUUUUACAAGCUAUAUUUGUAGUUUUACAAUCUAAAAAAAAAGAUAAUUAGCCUGAAAUGUUUCGAAAAAGAGUAAUUGACUUUUUUUAAAUCAUCUAGAAACUUUUGACUCAUCCUGUAUAAUUAGAUAAGUUAUCUCUCUCUCAAAAAAAAAAAGAAAAAAUGAAGGAAACUUUCUUCUAUAUGCUUUUAGUGCUUUUGCUUAUGUGAUCAAAGAAACGAGCGAAGAAAACGAGCAUCUCCCGGAAGUUUUCAUAUAUUAAAUUAAUAAGAAGAUACACACGAUACGCAUCGUCGUCAAAUAUUCAGUCUUAUGUAUACCUCGCAUAAUGUUCAUCUAAAAUGUCUGAAGAUCGACACAAUGCCUUAUGAUUUAUUAUGCAUAUAUAGCCUCUGUAAAUAUUAUACAUACAUAUACAUAUAAUUAUAUACAACUAUAUCAUGCAUCUCGUAAUAAUACAAAUUGUAUCGAUAUAUUAAUUUCAAAUCGUUUCAUUUUUAUAAAUUGAUGCGAUUUAUAAUUAAUUAAUUUUUUAUUUUAAUUUUAUUUUUUGUUUAAUUAUGAAGAAAUUAAUUCGCAUAUGUUUCAUCAGGCUGGAUCUCUCGCGACGUGUGGUUUUUAUAAACAAUAAAAAUAUGUAAUCCGAGGCUUCCUGCGAGUAUAUAGUAUUAAUUAUAGUCAACAUGUUGAUUUUUUAUAAUAGAUAUAAAAAUUGUUGAUAUAAAAGUGUUGGAAAGAAUUUGUGCUUCUUAAAAGAAAUAUCAUAUUAACUGGAUUUUAAGGAAAAAAAAGAGAAAAAUUAACUAGAAUGUUACUUUUUUUUUUUUUAUUAUUUCUUUUUUAUAUCGCCAAGAACAUACAAGAAAAAGAGAAACCAAAAUAUGCGAAAGAUUUUAGAGAAAUGUAAUUCGCUUUUAAUCAUGACUUAAUGUGUUAUAUAAAUCGUUAAAAAUUGCUCGAUUUUUAAUUAAAAAAAAAAAUUAAAAAAAAAGAAAACUAAAAUAUAUCUGACAUAUAUAUAUAUAUAUAUUACAAUACGUAUCUAUAUAUCUAUUAUACGUGUCAUUAUUAUACGAUGCUUUUUAUAUAUAUAUAUAUAUAUAUAUAUAUAUAUAUAUAAUAUAUAUAUAUGGUUUAUUUAUUUUGACUUGUUUAUUAUUUAUACUUACGCUGCGAGAUUUUGCAUAUAAUUUGAAAGAAGCGAUCAGCAACAACGCGUAGAACAUGUUUCGUUAUAUAUAUAUAUAUUUGAACAACGUUUGGAUAUAAACACUUUGACGUAUAGGAACGAUGAUAUAGUACUAACAAAAAAAAAGAAGAAAAAAAACAAAGAAGGUUGUUAUGCGUGAAAUAAUCUAAUUUUUGUAAAGGUAAAAAACUCUUUAGGUAUAAACUGUGCGGGCGCAGUGUUCGUGUUAGUUUAGCGACGGCCAUUAUGCGUUAUAUGCAAUAUUUGCAACAAACGAACGAGAACAAACAAACUGACAAACGAAAAAAAAGAAAAAGCAAACAAACAAACAAUUAUCGACACAUUACGAUGACUGUAUCACUGACAAUACGUGUUUAUCAUUCUAAGCGUCGCUUGUACCGUAGCAUCGUUAAAAGAGUGUGGCUAAGAGAGAAAUUCGAUUUCACCUUCGUUAUAAAUCAACGUAAUCCUUUCCUUGUAUUAAAAAAUAAAAAUUAAACAAAAAAAACAAUAUUAGCUAAAAUGCGUUAGAAUAAAAAAAGGAAGAAGGAGAGAGACGUAUAUAUAACUUAUAUAUACAUACAUAUAUAUAUAUAUAUAUAUGUAUGUAUAUAUAUAUAUAGAAGUUCAAUCAAUAUAGUCAAACAUUAGCCUUGUGUUAGUAAAAGCACAGAAAACUUAGAGUACUUUGAAAGCCAAUAAUUCCUAUGUGUCAUAUAACUUUCCUGAAACUGAUAAUCCGCUUACUUUAAUUUUAUACAUAAUCGCACGAUAUAAUAGAUCCAUUGUAUUUGAAAUCUCUUUUAAUAUAUGACCAAGUGGAAGUUUUAAAGAAAAAGUAAAAGAAAGAAAAAAAUAAGAGAAGACAAAAGUAUUUCUGCGAAAAGAUUUGUAGAAUGAGAUCCAACCAUCCAAAUGAUCCAAAUUCAUUUUCCCUAUGAUAAAGACAAUAAAACUAAAUUGAACUGUUA
Messenger RNA from Vespula vulgaris, 10280 nucleotides. Its product is annotated as lachesin-like. The transcript has 17 exons. Lineage: Eukaryota; Metazoa; Arthropoda; Insecta; Hymenoptera; Vespidae. Gene Ontology annotation, cellular component: neuron projection. Bases 3892 to 5211 code for a protein of 439 amino acids. The record is from RefSeq and is a predicted model, not a curated record.